AUGCUGUGCCGCGUCAAGUCGGCCUCGCUGUGCCAUUCGGACAUCAGCAUUAUCUCGGGCGCCUUUGGCGGCCCGGGUAUCUUCCCGCAGAUCAUCGGCCAUGAAGCCGUCGCGGUGGUGGAAGAACUUGGACCGGACGCCGCGAAAUGGGGAGAAGGGUUCCAAGUGGGCGAUCUGGUCGGCGCACCCUUGUGGCACAACAUGUGUCUGGAAUGCACCGACUGUCGCAAAGCCGGCCCACAGUUCUGUCCUAAGAUGCAGGUCAAGGGGAUGAAUUGUCCGGGAUACUUCUCCGAGUAUACCUGCGUGGACGCCGCGUCGGCCGUGGUGAUCUCUCGAGGCGCGAGCUCGAGCCCAAGCCAGCUCCCUUUGUCUCCGCGACGGCUUGCACCUCUAUUUUGCGCGGGCAUCACGGUCUGGGAUGCUCUGGAGCAGGCGCACCUGCGAAUGGGAGAAACGGUCGCUGUAGUCGGCGCCGGCGGCCUGGGCCAGCUGGCGGUGCAGUAUGCUGCCGCGCUGGGAGCCAGGGUCAUUGCCCUCGAUGUCAGAGACGAACAGCUCGAGUCGGUCAAGGGCGAGUAUGGGGCACAGAGCGUCAUCAACACGAGCGGGAUCGCGCCUGAAGCUCUGAGCCAACGAGUCCUGAACGCCAACAACGGCGAGCUGGUGGACGUGGCCAUCGUCACUUCAGGCGUCGUUCCCGCCUACAACACCGCGCUCGCCAUUGUCCGAUCCUACGGACGAGUGAUAGCCGUCGGCCUACCACACUCUGAGAUACCCAUCAGCGCCCAACUGCUUACGGCGCGAUCACUCAGCUUGAUCGGAUCCCACGUCCCCGGCCAGGCCUCGUCGAGGAAAUGCCUCGACUUCACGCUGCGAAAGCACAUUACGCCGCUGGUCAACGAGAGACGGUUCCAGCUGGAGGACUUGAAUGAGAUGAUCGAUCUGAUGAAGGCUGGGAAGGUGGAAGCUGGGCGUAUGGUGGUGGACUUUUUCUAA
Molecule: messenger RNA, 999 nt
Organism: Fonsecaea pedrosoi CBS 271.37
Lineage: Eukaryota; Fungi; Ascomycota; Eurotiomycetes; Chaetothyriales; Herpotrichiellaceae
Exons: 2
Coding region: 1-999 (332 amino acids)
Molecular function (GO): oxidoreductase activity
Source: RefSeq, a predicted model, not a curated record